Dioscorea cayenensis subsp. rotundata (Guinea yam) is the source of this 1124-nucleotide messenger RNA. RefSeq names its product receptor-like serine/threonine-protein kinase SD1-6. Gene Ontology annotation, molecular function: ATP binding; protein kinase activity. Gene Ontology annotation, biological process: protein phosphorylation. The record is from RefSeq and is a predicted model, not a curated record. NCBI's taxonomy places the organism in Eukaryota, Viridiplantae, Streptophyta, Magnoliopsida, Dioscoreales, Dioscoreaceae.
UUGAACUAGCACAACUUCAAUGGAGUACUCUAAUGGAGGCUACACACAACUUUGCUAAGACAAAUAUUCUAGGAAAAGGUGGUUUUGGCCUUGUCUAUAAGGGGAAGCUGGCUGAGGGACGUGAAAUAGCGGUUAAAAGACUCUCAAGGAAUUCAACACAAGGCAUUGAUGAGUUUGAAAAUGAAGUUGCUUUUAUUGCAAAGCUUCAACACUGUAACCUCGUGCGACUUUUAGGAUACUGCAUUAAAGGAGAUGAAAAGAUUCUUGUCUAUGAGUAUAUGCCCAAUAGAAGCUUGGAUGCAUUUCUAUUUGACAAAGAAAAAGGAGAUCAUUUGGACUGGAAAACACGCUUCCACAUCAUUGAAGGCAUUGCUCGAGGUCUUUUAUAUCUUCAUCAAGACUCAAGAUUAAGAAUCAUACAUAGAGAUCUCAAAGCAAGUAACAUCCUUCUAGACAUUGAAAUGAAUCCUAAAAUCUCAGACUUUGGUUUAGCCAGAAAUUUUGGAGAUCGUGAAACAAUGAUCAAGACAAGAAAAGUAGUUGGUACAUAUGGAUAUAUGGCCCCAGAGUAUGCAUUGGAUGGAGUUUUUUCAAUGAAGUCAGAUGUGUUUAGCUUUGGGGUAUUAAUCUUGGAAAUCAUAAGUGGCCAAAGAAAUAGGGUUUUCCUCUCAAAUCCACACCUUUUACUUCUUGGGAGAGCUUGGAGAUUAUGGAAUGACGGGAAGGUUUUGGAUUUAUUAGAUCCAUUAAUCUGCAACUCAUUUUCAGUGACUCAAGUUAUGAGAUGUCUAAAUAUAGGUCUCUUGUGUGUUCAAGAAAAAGCCGAAGAUAGACCAAUCAUGUCAUCAGUAGUUAUCAUGAUAGGCAAUGAUGAUGCCCCAUUACUGGAGCCUAAAGAACCGGUGAUGGGAUACGCUUUCGGUUUCAUCAUGUCAAACCUCGAGAUUCAUGGAUUUUGGAUGCGGGAUGUUUUGUUUCACUAUGACAUGGAACAGUGGUUUGAUUCAAACAAAUCAUGGGAUUUUGAUUUUGUCUACAUGGGCAAUGGUAAAGCGUGUGAUAUUCUUGCGGAAAGAGGCGGAUCAGUUCGGAUGCAUAAUGGUGUUGAUCGAGACUUUGUGUGA